Molecule: messenger RNA, 1410 nt
Organism: Lipotes vexillifer (Yangtze River dolphin)
Lineage: Eukaryota; Metazoa; Chordata; Mammalia; Artiodactyla; Lipotidae
Source: RefSeq, a predicted model, not a curated record
AUGAAGGUGGGAGUGGUCCGCUUCCUAGAUGGGGCACCAGGACCUGUGCCCCCGCCUGCCCCCACCCCUGCCCAGCUCCGCAGGCUUCAGCUGGGAGGGCCGUGGGAGCUCCUGGCUACUCCAGAGGACGGAGGUUCUCAGGCUCAGGUCACCCCUGAGUGGGGGCUGGACUGGGAGUGGGGAAUUGACCGCUCCAGAGAGCCUCCAGCUCCCCAGGUGGACACAUCUGCCACUCUCGUCAUUCUGGCUGUUGGCACAGGGUCGAGCGUAGGUACCUGCUUGGGCGUCCCCCUGCUGGACGGUGGCGAGCUGCUGGCUGGGGUCCACGGGUCCUCACCCAGUGCGGGUGCUUGGCUGGUGGUGGCGGAAGGAGCGGGGGCAGAGGGGACGGAAUUGCCUGGCGUGGUGGAUGUGUUGAAAAGCAGCCAGGUGCAGGCGUGGAGGCUGCAGCCCAGCAUGGAUGAGCACGAGUGCAGCCUCAUCAUGCACGCUGCCCGAGAGAAGCGUCUGACCCCCAGGGUGCAGAGCGUCUUGCCCCUGCCCGGCGAGGCUCUGCUGUUGGCUGUGCCCCGACUGACCGACCCAGCGCCUGAUUGGCGGGCGGCCUCAGGAGCAUCUCCGGUUCACACUUGCUGCGGGGACCGUGUGGCCCUGCAGAGACCCAAGAUCAGGUGCUACGUCCUGCUGGCUGGAGUCACCGUCCUGGUCAUCGUCCUCAUCGUCGCCACCUCCACCCGAAAAUGGGCAGGAUCCCUGCGGCCCUGGAUUCAGAAGGUCUUGGACCUCCCCAAAGACGUGCGGCGCGUGACCCAGGUGUUACGUGGCUCCUACGUGGCCCUGACGAACCCCCAGGACCCCAGAAUGUCCCAGCCUGUGCUGACCAGGCCAUGCAAGGAGCCCAAAACCAGCCAUUGUGGGAGCAACAGUGACCAUGGCAACGGCAAUGACCACUGUACUGGGUUGAUCUGUGUCCCCCCAGACGAACCCCCAGGACCCCAGAAUGGGUGUGAGGGCAGCGGGGCCAGGCCGCAGGUGAGCUGGGUCACCUGUACACUGGUGCAGCUGGCUAGCAGCAGGAUCGCCCAGGUCUCGGCUGUGGCUCCUACAGGGAAGGAGCUGGUGGAAACCUGUGGAAGGAGGCUGAGCCCUGACCCUGGUCACACGCUGAGCCCUGACCCUGGUCACACGCUGAGCCCUGACGAGGAGGUGACAGGUGUGGAGGUGCCCGGCCGAGGGGUGGGCACGGAGAAGGGGGCCCUGGGUGGGGAGAGCCUGGCCCGGGCUGCUCUCAGGAUCUCCCUCUCCCGCGGGACCCCAGUCUUCUGCGGAGGAGCCUCCGAAGCAUUCCGGAUCCAGGCUGCUUUGUCCCAGAGACUCUGCUUCAGUUUCGAUGGUUCUGUGAAGCUCUGA